Molecule: messenger RNA, 2406 nt
Organism: Annulohypoxylon truncatum
Lineage: Eukaryota; Fungi; Ascomycota; Sordariomycetes; Xylariales; Hypoxylaceae
Product: C2H2 type zinc-finger-domain-containing protein
Exons: 2
Coding region: 524-2212 (562 amino acids)
Biological process (GO): ribosomal large subunit biogenesis
Cellular component (GO): preribosome, large subunit precursor
Molecular function (GO): zinc ion binding; nucleic acid binding
Source: RefSeq, a predicted model, not a curated record
AAAAUCUUAGUCCUUUUUUUCGGCAAAAAAUAAAAAAAAAACAGCCCCCCACCAACGCCACUAUUAGAUCGAAAUAAUGAUUAUUUCAACAUUUUGACUAAUUCCUUUCCCCGUUUAUUGCGCAACUCUCGUGAAAAGCCAAUUCGGCUACCUAGGUACUCAAACUCUUAACGUUACCUAGACUAUUCUAUCAUUCGUAGAGACCGUUCACCCCUCUUUACCAUAGAAUCGUCCAGGUUUCGUUAUCACAAAUCAUCACACAACAUUCCUGGCGCUAGUGUAAUCUGGUUUUCAAGAUAGUCCAGGUAAAGCCUCACAAACCCCUCCCCCUCGUCCAUCUACCUAAGCAAAAAAAAAAAACCUACAACAAUUCAACGAACUGGGUUUGACGGCCUAGAAACUUUGUCGCCUCGGAGUUUCCGUUGGAAGUACCAUAAAAUAUCCCCCACUGUUAUUCAUCGACGGUUGGAAGUAGUUCUCUACACUCUUCACUCUACCAUCCGAGCCGUCCGGUAGCUUCACCAUGGCUACCAUCACGGGGAGUCGACCAUCAGGCGCUGCCCUGUCUCCCGCUUCGGACCCUGCUCCGUCUACUCACCAAUUCACUUGCAACACAUGUCAAGUAGCAUUCCGCUUCGCCGACACCCAAAAGGGUCAUAUGAAGAGCGAUUGGCAUCGAUAUAACCUCAAACGCCGUGUUGCAUCAUUGCCUCCUAUCUCGUCUGAGGUAUUCACCGAAAAGGUUCUCCAGGCCCGCGCCGAGACCAGCGCCGAAGCAGACCGUGCCGGCUUCCAACAACUAUGUGAGGUCUGCCAACGAACAUAUUAUAGCGAGAAUUCUUUCCGAAAUCACAUCUCGAGCCAGAAGCACAAGGCAAAGGAAGCAGCUUUACAGCGCCGAGGACCAAAUCAAGAUGAUGCCAGCUCCGUUAUGAGUUCUACCUUUUCCCUUGAACCUGUAGCCACGGAUAACAAGCAAGUCGAUUCUGAAGCAGAGGAGGAAUUCAAUGAAGUUGUCGAAGGCCUUCAGAAGACUAGCCUUACAGAACGUUCAUCUCCAUUAAAGCGACCGGAGAACCCUCAUCCAUCAGCAGAGGCUAAGCACAAGAGAGAACAUCCCAUUUCGGAAGCAGAUGAGUCGGUGGAUCCUAGCGAGGCCGCUUCCAGUACAUCGACACCCAUCCCAAACCUCACACUCAAGUCAUGCUUGUUCUGUAACUACGAUUCACCAACCGUCUCCCUGAAUGUUGUUCACAUGGAGCGCAUUCAUAGCAUGUUCAUUCCUGAGAAGCAGUACUUGGUCGAUAUUGAGGGUCUCAUUGGUGCGUUGCAACAGCGGGUCCACGAAUUCCAUGAGUGUUUGUAUUGUGGAAAGAUCAAGAAUACGGCUCUUGCAGUACAGACGCAUAUGCGUGAUAAGGGCCAUUGCAAAGUACCCUACACCACCGAGGAUGAGCAGGUCGAGAUUGGUGAUUAUUAUGACUUCCGAGCCACGUACUCGGAUGAGGAGGACUCGGAAGAUGAAGUUGAGGAUGGCAAACAGAACGGAGGUGCUAAGCUCGGAGCUAGACGUUCGGCUAAGGCCGUUGGCGAGGACGGUGAUGAGGUUAUGGAAGACGAGGGUUGGGAGACGGACAGCUCUACUUCGUCAUGCAAUUCUGAGGAGAUAGGUUCUAUUCCGGUCGAUCAACAUAUCCACCAAUAUGAGCGACUCGAUAAGCAUCCUCAUCACACAUCCCACGAUCCUCGACACCAUCAUCAGAUGGACGGAUGGCAUUCGCAUGCCCACAAACAUCGGGCCAUUUUCUACGAUGAUACUGAAUUGCACCUGCCUUCGGGUCGUGCAGUUGGUCACCGAUCUUUGGCGAGAUACUAUCGCCAGAACCUUCACAAUUAUCCUUCGCCCGCCGAGCGUGCUAAGACGCUCGCUAUCGAGGCGGCAUCGCCUGAGGGUGAUGCUAUGGAUGUUGAUGGUGCCAAGAAUGGUAACAGUGAGGUUGCUCGACGCCAGGACCGUGGACGGAAUGGCGCUGUUGUAAGCCGGGCGAAUGGUGGAACCGGCAUGUUAGGAGUGACGGACCAAAAGAAAAAGGAAGUGGUACGUGCCGAGCAACGAGGUCGUAAGCAAGAGCACAAGGCAUCGAGACAGAAGGAGUGGGCUGUCAACAAGCAGGCAAACCACCAGAAGUACUACAACUACCAGAUCUUGUAAAGCUCUUUACGAGAUAUUCGGUUCUUAGGCAUUUAUCGAGGACUGAAAGAUUGCUAUGGACAAUUGUAUGCUGCUCCGAUUGCGGAUCAAAUUCGUAGUACCAAAUAAGUCGGGUAUAUAAUACCUAGAAAGCAUCCAUUGAUAUGCAUUACUAAAUAUGUGGGAAAAAGACUCGUUGCUUUUAUCUUGUCGAA